UCUAGAAGGAGGCUGGACGCGAGAUUCGGCGGGAUGGACAAAAAUCAGACUGCGAAAACAACAAAAUAGAAGUGCAGUAAACAGUGAGAGGGAGAAUAGUGUUGAGGCUACAAGGCGGGUUACAGCUCGAUAAAUAUGUUAACAUCCUGUUCGAUCGGAUUAUGACAUUACAUGCAUCGUGGUGACAUGCAAAAGAUAAGCAGACUCGUUUUUUUUUUUUUAAAUAUACGAUUGCACACAUUUCCUACAGCGAGAACGAGUUUGACAUGGAAAAGUGAAGCGCUAGCCAGCAGACGUAGCACUUUAUUUUCACUGUCAUAAAAUAACCUGGAAGAUUAUAGACAUCGGGUGGUAUGGAAAACUGUCCAUAAAGAUCACCUAAUUCGCUUUUUAUAUGGAUUUUAGCCCAACUACAAAUAGAGGAUAUUUUGAAAAAGCGUUGAUCAGCUGUCAAUAUGGCCGAAAUAAAGUCGCUCAGUGAGUCUGACGAUGAAGAGCUACACUCCACAGAUCCUGAGGGUAAGGACAAGAGCAAAGACAAGAAGAUACUGUGCAAAGUCAAAUGGUCUUGUGACGAGGAUGAGAGGCUGAAGAAGUUAGUGGAGCAGCAUGGAACAGACUCCUGGAAAUUAGUAGCUAAUCAUUUCCCAGGGAGGACAGAUGGCCAGUGUCAGCACCGCUGGCAGAAAGUGCUCAACCCAGAGCUGGUGAAAGGACCCUGGACAAAAGAGGAGGAUCAGAAGGUCAUCGACCUGGUGCACAAAUAUGGCCCCAAGCGCUGGUCGGUGAUCGCUAAGCACCUGCAGGGACGCAUCGGAAAGCAAUGUCGUGAGCGCUGGCACAACCACCUGAACCCUGAAGUAAAGAAGUCCUCCUGGACCCAGGAGGAGGACUGCAUCAUCUACCAGGCCCACAAACGCCUGGGCAACCGCUGGGCUGAGAUCUCCAAGCUGCUGCCUGGAAGGACGGACAAUUCCAUUAAGAACCACUGGAACUCCACCAUGAGGAGGAAGGUAGAGCACGAGGGGUAUCUUCAGGAGGGCUGCAGGGGAUUUGGCUUUGACCAUGGGGGGGUGAAGAGAAGUCACCACAGACCCUGUGUCCCCCAACCAGACACCCCCCACCACGGGCACAGCCCUCUGGGCAUGGAAGGACCAACACAGCUCGGGGGUUACCCUUAUAGCCCUCACUGUGGCCAACUGAUGGACAGCCUCCAAGACUCCUCCAGCUACUUAUCGCCGUCCUGCCAUGACGACCCAAACAAAGAGCAGAGAAUUAAGGAGCUUGAGCUUCUGCUUAUGUCAGCAGAGACCGAGGUCCGGAGACAGGCCCAGUGCCGAGGCCCAUGUAAUGUGGAGCGUUACUCCAGCUGGGCAGACAGCGUGUCAGACGACACCAUGACCACCAGCAGCAGCAGUCUGGAGGAUCAGGCUGAGGGAGGCUGGAGGGGGGCAAAGGAGGGCCGGUGCCCCCCGAUGGAGCAAGCUGAGGAGGGCUGGAGGGGCCCAGAGGAGGGCCGAGGGCUCCAGGUCCAGCACCACGUCUCCCCCAGUAAGUUCCUGUCUGUGGAGGCUAAUUCCGUGCUCUCCACCUUGCAGACCAUCCCAGAGUUCGCAGAGUCCAUGGAGCUCAUCGACUCGAUGUGUCUGGCUCUACAGGACCCUAUGACGUGGAGCGAGGCGUCCAGCUUCGACAUGUCUGAGGCGACUACCCCCCCGAAACAAACACAAGGGGGCUACGCACCCCAGGGGAGAACCACAGAGGGGAUGAGGUACGCAGUUGACCACCCCAACGGCAUCUCCACCAAGCACUGUGCCCCCAUGGGUCAGGGGAAGCCCCCCCCCCACACCCCGAACAACAUGCCCAGAUCGAGUUUGCCUACCCUGGGGAGGAGGAAGAGGGGGGACCAGUCCCCUGAUAGGAAUUGCCCAUCCUUCUUAGACUCACCAAGCACCAACUCACCCAAGAACACCCCCACGAAAGCACUGCCCUUCUCCCCCUCCCAGUUCUUCAACACAUCAGGAGGAGAGCAUCUGAGCCUGGACAAUCCAGCUCUGACCUCCACUCCGGUCUGUGACCAGAAGUGUCUCCUCAACACACCCUUCCAGAGGGAGACCACGCCCAAACACCAGAAAGAGAAUGUGGGUUUCAGGACCCCUAAGAUCCGUAAGUCCAUCAUGGUUCCGACUCCCAGAACUCCUACUCCGUUUAAGAAUGCCCUGGCCGCCCAGGAGAAGAUGCAUGGGCCACUAAAGAUGGUGCCCCAGUCCCUGGCCUUCCUGGAGGAAGACCUCAGGGAGGUGCUGAAGCAGGAGAUUGGAUCAGACAUCUUCACCAGGGAACUACAACCACAUUUCAUGACAUGGAAACAUGAUGUGGAUGGGCCAGCCAGGAAGGUGCGUAAGUCCCUGGUGCUGGACUCCUGGGGGAAAGACUGUCUUAACGUCCAGCUAUUCCAGGAACAGCGCAAUAAUGCACAGGUCCCAGAGGAGAGUCUCCUGACCAGCUCCUUACUGAUGACCCCCCUCCCUGAGAGAGACCGAGAGGAGCACCCCUGCACCCCCUCGUCUGGGAGGGAGGGGUCCUGUGCCCCCCUGCUCCAACUCCCCAGCCCCCGCAAGAGGAAGAACCCCCCUUCGGUCAGAAUGUCCCACCACGAUUCACUUAGACAGGUAAAAAGCGAGUGGGAAGCAGUGGUUUAUGGGAAGACUGAGGACCAGCGGAUCAUGACAGAGCAGGCCCGGCAGUAUCUGGGUAGUACCUACCCAUCCUCCGCCUGCACCUCGAGGGCCCUCGUCCUCUGAGGCCUAUGUCACCACACACUACACCCAUGCGGCAGAGUUGCUAUGUAAACCAUGCUCCUUCUCCUAACGACUCUUAGCAUACUUAGACAAUCUGGUGUAGGCAACUCAAAUCAUUUUGAAAGUUGUGUAUUGAUAAGAUCCCUAAGUGAACACUCAAGUGUACCACAGAAUACUUUACAGAAAAGGCCAAGUCAAGCAUUUUUUUCUCAGUCACACUACCCAAUAACCUUGACGUCCUUGAUUUGAGUUUUUGUAGCCAUAAAUUCCUUGGUUUGUCUUUUGAAUACACACAAGCCUAGCCAUGUAACAGGUUUGUACAGAUAAGAAAUACUAGAUUUUCUGCACUAUAAUGUGUUAAAACGGAACAACCUGCACAUACAGUAAGUAGUAAGCUGUAGAAAUAGACUGAUUAUUACUAGCAGUGGCUGAGUCUCAUAUUGUUCAUAUAUUGUUUAAAUAAAAAUGAAAAAAAAAAGUUUUAUGAUGUAAUAUUACACGUAUAUGUAUAUUUUCUAACUUGUUUGUAGAACUACCCUGUACUGCUACACCUGUUGUUUUGAAGUCUUAGGAGAGAGACAGAGCGCUGUCUGUAUGGCACUACUGAGUUGGGGUUGGCUGCAGAGAAGCGAUCAGUGUUGAGGAGGUGACUGGAUAGCACUUGUGAUGUGACUGUAUUGUUUCAAAACGCAAUCAAGUUUCCGUUCCAAGGCCAUACUUUCCUUUUGCAGUCUCAAGUUGAGACAUUUGUUGAAUGUAUUUCAUAGCGUGAAACUGCGAAGAAACUCCAAAUGGAAGGGUACUUUUUCCCCCCGUAUUUUAUUUAUUAUCUGUAUUCUAAAACGUAGAUAUUAAUAUAAGUGUAAAUUGUAACAUUCUCCUUUGAGAAAUCUUCCCAAAGCCUUUCCCUGCCCCUAAGAUUUGAUCUGUCAGUUCUACUUCUUACCUUCUAUUGAUCUAGGUUGUGAUUGGGGAAGGGUACACUGAUCCAAAAUCAGAAUCCAGUUGUCAUGUUUGCUACUGACCAAUAGUGCUCAGUGUGCUAAAACAACCAUGUUUAGUUGAGGGGAUCCUCCUGUUCGCAUGAAGGCUGUAUGUUCUAUUUAUUCAAUGUUUACUCAUUUAUUUAUUUAAAUACAAAGAUAAAUGAUCAAAUAAUUAUAUUUUCUUAUCAGAAAAGGAUUGGGCUACCUUUCACCUAAUCUCUCCAAAUUAGACAUAACAAGCAAACAUGCACUGCCACUAAUUCCUUUUUAUUCAGCAAUUAUUUUAACUAUCAGAUUGAGUUAAUUACCAUUCGUAUAGUGACAUCACUGAGUUGUUAUUGAUAGAACAGUUUCCCCUGGAAUCAGUUUUUUUUUUUUGUAGCAGGACCCAGUCUCUAAUCAUAGACAAAUUGCACUUUGCUCAUUGUUUUUAGUGUUUCGUUCAUUUGUUUGAGAGCAUGACAUAGCUCGUUUUAUGUGUGUGUGUGUUUUGUUAAUUUUUUUCAAAUCCAAUGCCGUUAGAUGAAUGUCUCACUACGUGUGACGAUUGAACAUUGACCUAAAUAGGUAUAGAUGGAGCUGCUUGAUGGGUGUUUUUACAUGGCAUGUAAAGAUUGAGCUUUUUGUAAAGAUGGAAAGACAAAAUAUUAUUUUUUGUUGUAUGUCUUCAUGUGACAAUGCAGUUUUCUAUAGCUCUGAUUGGUUACCUCUGUAAUAUAAAGGGUGCAGCAGAGUAUCUAUGGUCCCUGUGGUGAUGGUUGGUGUCAUUCGUUCCAACGGUCUUCCAACUGUUUAGAAUCUGGAUUAUAAUUUGGAUUAGAAUCUGGAUUAGAAUUUGGAUUAGAAUCUGGAUUAUCUAGCAUUAAGUGUGUUUGAAAAUAAAAAGGGAAUCUCCUCAGGAGAGUUCACAAGGAAAGAUCAUGUAUGUCCACCCUCUCUGAGCUCCACAGAGCUUCCGUCUCUGAUCUUUCUUAUUUUCCUUCAUCGGCUACACUAAAUAUGUAUGUUCUGUUGGUUGGUUUGACUUCAGUAUGUUUGGUUUGUAACAUGUUUAUGUUAAUACUUGGACAUCUAACCCUAUGUUAUGAGGGAAUGAAGUACAUUUAUAGUAGUUGUUGUCAUAAUCAUGCAUGAACAACAAGCAAUACGCUGGACCUUUCCAGUACCAUGUUUGUACAGUCAUCACAGACGUAACACUUGUCUUAUUUUCUGCUAUAAUCAUAACCAGGCAACACAGAAUUCCUGCCAACUGCAAAUGGAACCAUGUACUUAAUAUGGAAUAGUAAUAAAAUGUUAUUGCAUUGCA
Oncorhynchus tshawytscha (Chinook salmon) is the source of this 5093-nucleotide messenger RNA. RefSeq names its product v-myb avian myeloblastosis viral oncogene homolog-like 1 (gene mybl1). The coding region runs from base 456 to 2804 and encodes 782 amino acids. Gene Ontology annotation, biological process: regulation of DNA-templated transcription. Gene Ontology annotation, cellular component: nucleus. Gene Ontology annotation, molecular function: DNA-binding transcription factor activity, RNA polymerase II-specific; RNA polymerase II cis-regulatory region sequence-specific DNA binding. The record is from RefSeq and is a predicted model, not a curated record. Lineage: Eukaryota; Metazoa; Chordata; Actinopteri; Salmoniformes; Salmonidae. The transcript is spliced from 16 exons.